UAGACCGGUCACCAAUCACUUCCCUUUUUAAGCUUCCAAAUGAAUCCGGAAACUCCGAGACAUUUCGAUUUGACUUAUUUACCCCUAACAUUUUCUUUAAUUUACUUAACUCUCCUCGGUUCCUUCGUCACUACAUGAAGCGCGGGAGCAUGGAAUCGCCGGCACCGGAGGAUUUUUCCGGCGAGCCCGAGGAGAAAGUGUUUAUAGGGAGUGAUAAAUUUUCGGAUUCUUCAUCGAACGGUUUGAAAACUGUUCUGGCUUUGGCAUUAUGGCUUGGAGGUAUUCAUUUCAAUGGAGCAGUGAUAUUCUUCGCAAUUUUCUUCCUUCCUCUCUCCAAAGCACUCUUUGUUUUUGGUUUGCUUUUUGUGUUAAUGGUGAUUCCUAUUGAUGAAAACAGCUUAUUUGGUCGAAAAUUAGCCAGGUAUAUAUGUAAGCGUGCUUGUAGUUACUUUCCUGUCACACUUCAUGUAGAGGAUAUAAAGGCUUUCCAUCCAAAUCGUGCUUAUGUUUUUGGUUAUGAACCACAUUCAGUUUUACCGAUUGGAGUCGUUGCGCUAGCCAACAACACGGGUUUUAUGCCUCUUCCGAAAAUAAAAGUUCUUGCAAGUAGUGCAAUAUUCUACACACCGUUUUUGAGACAUAUUUGGACAUGGUUGGGUCUGACACCAGCAACAAAGAAAAACUUUACCUCCUUGCUGGAUGCAGGCUAUAGUUGCAUCUUGGUACCAGGUGGAGUUCAAGAAACAUUUAUCAUGGAACAUGGUUGUGAGAUUGCCUUUCUCAAGGCAAGAAGAGGAUUUGUCCGCAUAGCGAUGGAGAAGGGGAAACCCCUGGUUCCAGUUUUCUGCUUUGGACAGUCAGAUGUCUAUAAGUGGUGGAAACCAGGUGGGAAGCUAAUUCUGAAUUUUGCGAGGGCGAUCAAGUUCACUCCGUUAUACUUCUGGGGCAUUUUUGGAUCUCCAAUACCAUUCAAACAUCCCAUGUAUGUGGUGGUGGGUAGACCAAUUGAGAUUGAGAAAAAUCCGAAAGCGACGCCUGAAGAGGUUGCUAAAGUACAUAGUCAGUUCGUUGAAGCACUUCAAGAUCUUUUUGAACGGAACAAAGCACGAGUUGGUUAUGUGAAUCUUCAGUUGAAAAUUGUUUAACGAGCACACAAAAUUUCGAGGAUAAAUAGUGAUUUUGGUAUUUAAAUGGGUAAGACGUUGUCAUUAUAGUCCAUGAAUUAUUGUGAUGGUGUCUCGCAAAUUUAAGAACCAAAAUGACUAUUUAUCUCAACUUCAACAUCUAUCUAUAUUUUCGCAGAAAUUCCAGGUGUCUCCCCUUAGGUUAGGCUAUGUUUGGAAUAGUGAUACAACUGGUCCAGAUUAAGAAUGUAAAGAAUGUAGUUUUAUUGAAUCUCCAUCGUGCACCAGCGUGGGACAGCACUAAGAAUAAGAAUCUAUAUAUAUAAAAUUACUAUUUUGUCAAAA
Molecule: messenger RNA, 1469 nt
Organism: Cicer arietinum (chickpea)
Lineage: Eukaryota; Viridiplantae; Streptophyta; Magnoliopsida; Fabales; Fabaceae
Product: diacylglycerol O-acyltransferase 2D-like
Biological process (GO): triglyceride biosynthetic process
Cellular component (GO): endoplasmic reticulum membrane
Molecular function (GO): diacylglycerol O-acyltransferase activity
Source: RefSeq, a predicted model, not a curated record